UCAUCAUCAUUAUUAAACUUGUUUUCAUCAUCAACAAAUGCUCUGGCUAUAGCAUUGGAAAGUUUAGACACCUCUCACAUCGUCAAAGUGGCGGACACUGAUGAAUAUUUCGCGCAAUUGGCGCUCGCCUCGCGCGGCCCAGUGAGCUUGUCGGUCAAGGGAGAUCCGGGAAGCAAUGAUGGGACAGAGGACAAAAAUGGUGACAAUUCACAGAGCAAUGCAUCAGCAUGGUCUUUUCCAAGACUGUGAGAUAGGUGUUUUACUAGGAGAAGAUGAAGAAAUCAAGUCGAAUGCAUACAGUGGACAGAAACAUUCAGCCAUUUUAAGCGAAGCCUUACGCAAUCUAUCUCACUCUAAUGUUGGAUUCGAUGAUGAAUAUCAAGAAUCGAGCCAUUGCCUUGCUUUGCUCAACUUAAAGCAAGAUGGCAAAAGGGAUAUCGCAAGCUCACGAUUGACUCUAUUACGUGCUGGAGGAGUGCAUGGCAACUACCUCUUAGCUGGACACAUUCAGCCUUCUGAACAUAGUGUUGGAGAUGUAGAUGAAGGAGAUUAUCUGUCGUUGCAGUACAGCGUGCUGCACAAAUUCCCUACUCGAAUAUGUUCUAUCUAUUCGGACAAUCAGGAGGGGACAUUACAACACGGUGGUAAUCAUAGAAGAAUCUGUGUUCGAACCAUUUCAUCAACCUUGUUCGCGGAGGUUAAUAUCGAAACUGGUAUGGAUGGAAGGAUGUCACAGAUUCAAUUAGUUGGACUUUUGGAGAUCAUGCAUGGAAAGUCAAUUCUACCCUCUGGCGUAGAAGGACGGAAGAAGAAGGCUGGCUUCGAACAGUUGCAGACGGCGAGAUCCAAUUCAUCGAUAAGUGAUGUCAUGUUUCAUCCAACUCUGGGAGAUCAAGCUUUGACUGUGGAUGUGCGCGGUACUUUGGGGCUAUAUCAGGCUGAGAUAGUGCCCAUUAGCUCAAAGAGAUGGACUACUCACAAUCGAUGGGAUGAAAUUUCACAAGCCGAUCCAACGAUUGUGCUACCGGAGAGUGACUCUUACAUUCUGAAGUGGUCGCUUGAUUGGCUAGCAGAUGCAGAUAUCGCAUUCCUUACUUGUCAGAAAGGCAUCUUUACCGUACAUGUGCCCACGAAAGAACGUAAAUGUAUCUUCAUUGCUCCACUGGGAAAUCGGAUUUGGUCUUGCAAGCUGAUGCAAGAGCCACGCCCGCUGCUAUGGAUCACCACGACUACGGAUAUCUGUAUACUUGAAGCGGAUCCAGACCUCGAGUAUCGGCAAUUGAUAUCCUUUGCACAUGAAAGGAGCUCACAAGGUGGUCUAUAUGUUACUGCUCUGGAUUUUCAGCUAACAAGCCAAACCGUGGCUCUGUGGAAUUGGAGCAGCCAAUUCCUGCUUACGUAUACGGUAUUCGUUGAAGGAGUUCAUGGCCCGAUUCAUGUGCAAAGCAGACAAGAUGAUCUUCACACAAUGAAGAUCGGGGUGAUGGAGCGACGGGCAUGUCCACCUUUGAUCGUUGAUGCGAGCGAUCAUGCGAUACUGCAACAGACCCAGAGACGAAAUCAGAAUCUCUCUAUUGAUGACAUUGACUCGGCCCGGAUUGUCUUUGAACUAUCCUCCAGUGGAGAUGUAUGGAUAAGCACGAUUAUCCAAGAUGAAAUUCAAGCAGGCAGUAAAGGGUCAAAUCUUGUGAAGCAUCUCACACAAACUACUUUGCCUUCCAAUCUGGAGAUAUGUGCUGCUCGUUCGUUGCAUUCACUCAGUGAGGUGUACACUGCUUUGAUGAAAACAGCCGUUGGAUCUGGAUCAUCACAUGGUACAGACGAUCUAUUUGAACGAAUCGAUAGCGCUUUGCAAGACUGGCCUAGCAUGCUUGAAGUGGAUCGUACAAACGUGAGCACUGCCGUUCUGCCCAUCGAGCUCUUUGCAUCCACAUUGCAGGGACGGAGAAGUGAAAAAGAGGCGAAGCCUUUAUCAUUGCAAGCCUGCGUCGUUUCUCAACAUUUGCUCUACAAGCAAUUUUUGAACUCUUUGGACAGCUUUCUGUACUCAGUGAAUGACCAGGGGGAAGAAAGGAUCAAGAAGACGUCUUUUGCGCCUGCAGAUAUUCUGUCCGAAUCAGGUCAUGCUUUGAAGGUGGAAGACAUUGUGGAAAAGUUGGCUAGUCCUUUUCAUGAUCUGCAAAAGCUAGGAGCAAGGACAUUGAAAGAUUCUGCUGCAAAUGCACAUCGAUUGAACAUUCGAACGGCGGCUCAUGAAGUAGCGGCGGAUUUAGCAUUGACUUCGAUUUCGGUGAUGAAGACGCCGGUGGUAGAUGAUUCGACGUCAUUUGACGAAGAAGCAAGCGCAAACUCCCAGAGGAGAAAAGGCAAGCAUAUCCCUGCUGAUGUGCCACAAUUCGCUUGUUCAUUCUUCAAGCCUACGAGCCGAGAGUCUGCUGUAUCGAGCACGGCAAAUACAAAGACAUUUCAAUCUCGGCUGGGUAAAGUAUCCUUGGCAGCACAUCUUUUAUUGGAUGAAUGGACACUUGGUGAUGAUCCGGCCGAAUAUCAUUUCAGUCAUCCGUACGACGAUGAUGAAGAAAGAGAAUAUAUGGACUACCAGAACUAUUCUUCUGGCAGGACGACGCCUGAAAGCAAUCGAUCAUCAUCAUUGAGAGCGUCACAAAGCCGUAGCAGAACAUCCAGUCAAGUACCGCCAGAAAAUUCGUACCAAGGAUUUGGAUCAAGUCAAUUCCCACGAUCUUCUCAAACGAUCGAAUCGGCUCCUGCUCUGUUGUCGAAUUGGGGCACGCAUUCAAGAGGCAAUUCCAAUAGCUCUCCUUUUCAUUUUCCCAACUCGAGUGCAGAUGCUCAGCCUGCUCCAGAAUCUGCUCCACAGAUGGAGACGUUGGGCAGUCAAAAGCAAUCAUCACAAAAAGCACGAAAGAAGAGACGUGUAGGUGGAUUCUGA
Meira miltonrushii is the source of this 2950-nucleotide messenger RNA. RefSeq lists its product as uncharacterized. The coding region runs from base 176 to 2950 and encodes 924 amino acids. The transcript has 2 exons. The record is from RefSeq and is a predicted model, not a curated record. Lineage: Eukaryota; Fungi; Basidiomycota; Exobasidiomycetes; Exobasidiales; Brachybasidiaceae.